CAACCGAUAAACCAGAUAAGGCAUCUAACUCAGCUGUGGAACUUCGCAAACGAUGACUCGCUAGUUAAAACGGAGUAGGCCUAAUCUCUAAAUCAGUGUGGCGAUCCCAGUGUUGAAUUUGUGAAGCCGACCUGCGAUCAAAUAGACGUGACCUAGAUGACUGUUUCUCAGAAAUUUUACGAGCAUGUCUGAGAAGGUUUUAUUUCCCCGGGAAGCCGGCAGAUUUAUUGCUGAGACAAGCAAAGAUGUGGAAGUUAAGGAAGAAGGUGUCCGGAAAAUAGCCAAACUGAUUAUUGAGUAUGCCAGACAAGGGAAGUUUAGGGUGGACAGGUGGAAGGACCACGAGCUUAAUCCUAUCACACAAGACAAGGCAGCUGUAGACUGGAUAUUUGUGUCUGAUGUGCUCAACUUUUCAUUCUGGGCAGACGACGACUCAAAGAAGUACACUGUUAGUUACAAGGGAAAGCCGUACACUGGAUACUGGUCAUUGUGUGCUGCUAUCAACAGGGCCGUAGAUGAGGGUUAUGCUAUCACAGAUCCUGACUUUUAUGCAAGCAUAAGUAAAGAAGAUUUGCAGAAAAUAUUUCGAUCAGACUCUUCAGUUGAUAUCCCCCUCCUUGAACAAAGGCAUCAAGUGCUUUGUGAAACUGGCAAAGUACUUCUGAAGAAGUAUGAUGGAAGUUUUGUGAACUGCAUAAGGGAAUGCAACCAGAGUGCUGAAAAGCUGAUGAGACUGAUUGUGGAGAAUUUCCCAUCUAUGAGAGACGAGGCAGAGUAUUGUGGAAAGAAAGUUGCCCUGUACAAAAGAGCGCAGAUUUUGAUAGCUGACAUUUGGGCAGCCUGCGGAGGGAAAGGACUUGGUGAAUUCCAUGACAUAGAUACUAUCACAAUGUUCGCGGAUUACAGGAUACCACAAGUCCUGACUUAUUAUGGAGCCUUAAAAUAUUCCAACAGCUUACAAGACAAACUGCAGAAAGAUAAUAUUCUAGAGAAUGGAGAACGGCAGGAGGUGGAAAUCAGGGGAUGUUCCAUAUGGGCCACAGAGCUAAUUGUUGAGGAGGUCAAGCGCUUGACAGCAGGUGAUGAACAGCUGAAGGACCUCCCAUGCAAUGCCAUCAUGGUAGAUCACUACCUGUGGGAUCAUCGACGAGAAUUCCAGGUAGACAUGGAGAGCACCCCUUACCACAAGACACGGUCCAUCUACUACUGAUGUCAUUCCGCACAUGGUGUGUGUUAUUAGAGGGUGCUGCCUCAUCAGUUGAGCAGAAGGAAGAGACGAUAUAUUAAACCAGAAGAUAUAUUAGAACCAAGUUACACAGCAUUGAAAACUUGAACAAUUGUCGCUGACAGGUUCGGUGUUAGACAGUCAUGCCUUAAUGAUACCCGGCAAUCAACUGUGGCCUAAUAACAUUAUACUAGCUACUGGUAUGUGGUUUCAGUGACUGUUGAAUGAGUUAUGGUGACACCAUCAUUACAGUUGGGACAAAACCCGGUUCUUCAUCUUAUAGUAAGUAACUAAAUGCUUGGACCUCUUUGAAGCUAAAUAUAUCAAGUAACCUUAUAUAGAAUUCCCUAGAAUUGCAUUGUAUUUCUUAUAGCAAAUGACCAUGUAUUUAGACCUCCUUAGAUUCUGUUGUAUGUCUUAUGGUCAGUGACCAUGUGAUUCCAUGGACUGCCUAAGAAUUUCAUUGUAGCUCUUUAAUAUACCAUGUAACCAUAUGUUUAGACCUCCUUGUAGUACAUUAGGGCCUCUGUAGACUUUCUUUUUAGUUUUAGCAAGUAACCAUAAAGGAAGUGAACAUUAAAUAAGAUAGAAUGAUAAGAAAUGAUCUUUAUUCAGUUGGAAUUUUGUUAAAGUAUCACAAAGUAUUACAAAUGUUAUAUGACUCCAUAAUGUAAAAACAUAUAAGAAAAACAAAUUACACUGAUACAGUACAUUGACUUUCUUGUUUGAUCUCUAUGCAACAGCUCUGUCACCACUUAAAACUAACCACCAGGAUAUAAGUGAAAUAUUCAUGACUAUGGCGUUGAACUCAGAUCAAAUAAACGAAUAAGCUCUAGCCUGCUUUUUUAUGAUUAGUGGACAUCUUUCCUUGAUUCUGGUGAUAUGUGUCUCAAACUGAAAGCAUUGACACAGCCUGUGAUGCUGGCAAGUUGUCAGCAUUUAAUAAAAUGUGCUUGCAUUGAGUGCCAGCUUGUGAUGAGCCUGUGGUUUGCUUGUUGUGUGCCCGUGGUUUGCUUCUGGUGAGCCUUUGAAUUGCUUGUGAGUUUGCUGCUUGCUUGUGGUGAACCAGUGGCAUGCGUGUGGGUUUUGCUGGUUUAUGACAAGCUUACUUAUUGCUAGUUUGUAAGUCUGGCUACCUCGCAUUGGGCAUGUUCGUGGAGAGCUUGUUGCUAGCUUGUGGUGAGCCAGAGGCUUAGUUGUUAUGCCGUGCAGGGAGCCUGUUUUUUGAGUGAGCAUAUGAAGUGUGAGGAUAGCUUGUGGUGAGCCCGUGGUUAGGAAGAGGUCUGUUUGCAGAAGUUUGUGAGUUCCAUAUCCACAGAUCACUGAGGUAACUCCUCGCCCUCGGUAGUAAAUGAUCAGAGGAAUUGUGGUGGAAAACUAGUGGUUUGAGUUUUGGUUUGAACAAUAUGUUUUGUGCAUGUCAUAAAAUCAACAAAUUAUUAAUUCCAAG
Liolophura sinensis is the source of this 2675-nucleotide messenger RNA. Its product is annotated as queuosine 5'-phosphate N-glycosylase/hydrolase-like. Lineage: Eukaryota; Metazoa; Mollusca; Polyplacophora; Chitonida; Chitonidae. The record is from RefSeq and is a predicted model, not a curated record. The transcript is spliced from 10 exons. Bases 185 to 1210 code for a protein of 341 amino acids.